Prorocentrum cordatum is the source of this 2599-nucleotide messenger RNA. Lineage: Eukaryota; Dinophyceae; Prorocentrales; Prorocentraceae. The record is from the annotation of a GenBank genome assembly.
GCUGCGCCUUGGAGCUGCCCGCGCGCCGGGGCGGCGGGGAGCUGCAGUUCGACCGCGUCUACCACGGCGGCGUGCCCACCGAGGCCGUGUGCGCCGACGCCCUGCUGCCGCUGGUGCAGCUGGCGCUCGCGGGCGGCUGCUGCAGCGCGGUGGUGCUGGCGGCCUGCGCCGUCGGGCGGCGGGGGCCCGCGCACGGCGCGCGCGCGAGCGGCGGCGAGGUGGAGCGGGAGCUGGGCCUCGCCGUGGCGCUGGCGCUGCUCGCGGUGCGCGCGCUCUGGUCAGCACGGGCGGAGGCCAGCCCGGCCGCUUCCUCCGUGCUGCUCUCGUGGUGCGCGCUCGGGCGAGGCCGCCCGCCCGUCGAUCUGCUGCGCGGCCGAGCCCCGAGCGCGGCAAGCGCGGCGCUGCCGGGCGAGCCAGCGCCGCGCUUGCGCGAGGACCUGGUGGGCGCGGCGCUGGGGCACGGCGUGCUCGUGGACGGGCUGGUGGAGGUGGAGUUGCGCACCAUGGACGAGCACAACCUGCUGAGCGUGCUCAGGGCCGGCGCCGAGGCCGCGGAGAGCGGCGAAGAUGCCGAGCACGGUCUGCUCAGCCUGGCUGUGGGGCGAGGCGAGUCGCAGGCGCGAGGCCUGCUGCGGAUCUUCUCGCUCAGGUGCGCCGGCGAGGGCGCUGGGAACUCGCCGCUGCAGCCCGCGCUCGAGGCCCUGCAGUUGCCGAGGCCACCGACGGCACCCGCGGGCGCUCCGCCGCUCGAGCGGCUGCUGGCCGGAUGCUUCCGGCCGCUGCACCGCACCCUGCUGGUGGCCUGCGUGCCCCAAGGGUGGGACGCCGACGAGGCAGCGGUCCAGGCGUUGCGUCUCGGGGCCCAGCUGCGGCUGUGCGCACGGCGGCUGGCGUCCUCCCUGGGGCCGAGCGCCGCCAGCGCCAGGAGCGAGGCCGCCUGCUCGCCAGAGGGGGCCGCCGUCCAUGCCCGCGCCAGCAGCAGCGGCCACUCCAGCAGCUGGGCGAGGCGGCGCGUGCGCGCAGAGGACUGGCAGCGAGAGCGACGGCCCACGGCUUCGACGUCGGAAGGCCUCCACCCAGAGGGUGCGAGCAGGCAAGGCGCCGUGGAGCGCUACGCCUUCUUCGACCCGCGGUGGACCUCGCGAAGAUACGGCGCCAACGUCGCCGCUGCCUCCUCGCGGGUGCGCGCUGGCAGCGCUGGCGGCCUGGCCGCUGGGCGGCUGGCAGCCAGCCCGAGCCGCGCGCGCCUCCUGGCCGCGGAGGGCGGGCUGCUGCACGCGGAGGCUGCGCUCGAGCGCAGAGUGAGGCUGCAGGAGGUCGAGCUCGAGGCCGAGCGCACCCGCACCGCGCAGCUGCAGGAGAGCUGCGAGGAGCACCAGCGGGAGGCCGAGAGCCUCCGGUCCCAGUGCGAGGGCCUCCAGGAGGCCCGUCGCGAGCUGCGCGAGAAGGACAGGUCGUUGCUCGAGCUGCAGGUCAAGGCCGGCGAGGCGCGGCGCUACGAAGAGCGGCUGCGGGAGGAAGUGGCUGCGGAGCGCGCUCACGCGGAGAGCGCGCGCCUGGAGGCGUUCGAGGCGCGCAUGCGUGACGAAAGUUCCUGCAAGCUGGCUGCUGCCGAGCGGGCACAGCGCGAGGCCGCGGAGGCGCGCUUGUGCGACGACGUCUGCGCCAAGCUGGCUCUCGCCGCGCAGUCCAUGCGCGCGGCUGAGGACCCGUGCUGUCAGCCCCUGAAGGUGGAGGCGCCGACGUGCUCGGACGCCCAUCGCUGCCCGCCCACGCCAGAGCCAGCCCCAGCGGAGGAGGCCCGCCGUGCGGUGGUGCCACCCGCGCCGGCCUCCUGCCCGCCGGCGGCGCCAGCUGAGCCACACCUGCUGGCGUGGGAGCCGCGGCGCGGGGCGGCGCCGUGCCCGGCCAAGGUGGCGCCGGUCCCCGCGCUGGGCCUCGGGCCGCUCGCCGCGGCGGGGGCGCGGCGCCCCCUGUGCGAGGUGGCCGCCUGCGCUGCCCCGCCCGCGGUGGCGGCACCGGACCUGCAGCCGCCGCCGGGCCGGCGGUGGGCGCGCGGCGCCGGGGGUGCGGUGGGCCCGGCGGCCGCGCGCGUGGCCGCGGAGCGCGGCGCUCACGCCGCGGCCGCGGGCGCCCGGGCCUCCUGGGAGCUCGCCGAGCUGCGCGGCUUCCUCGAGGGGCGCUUCGGCGGCCUGGGCGGCGCGGCGGAGAGCCUGUUCGCCGGGGGGAGGCAGGCCCUCCGCGUGGAGGCCCUCGCGGCGUGCCUGCGUGCAGCGGGCUACGACGAGGGUGCCGGUGGCUCCGAGCUGCCUCAGCUGCUCCGCUCGUGCUCUGGGCUGGGCGGCGCGGGGGGAGAAGCUGGCAUGAUCUCGGCGGACGCUUUUCUGAGCGCCUUAGGCGCCGGUGCAGAUGCAUGAUUAUGUCUUUGGCCGCGCUGCGCCAGUGGGCGUCGCAGCUGUAGCCAUGGUCUGCUCGAGUCCCUGGGGUAGAUCGUAUUCCGAUUCGGUGCAGGGACGAAUCGGGCGACCUGGAAAUGUGGUGCCCCCCGUGCAGGUCGAUCGUGCACUGAGUGUGAGCGCCCAUGUGCCCAUGUGUGCGG